CCUUCCCUCCUCCUUCGUCAAAAAAAUAAAAGAAUAACAGAGCAAGAGUCGACAUCAACCAAUUGGGCAAUGGUUUUCGAAUCAAAUUUUUGGCGCCUUUCACAAAACUCGUAUUUUUCCUACACAAAGCUCCUUUUACAUCUUUCCCAAACAAAAUCUUUAACCCCAGGUCUUCAAAUCCAAGCCCAUUUAACCAAACUUGGCUUAAAUGACAGCAAGCAUAGAAACCAUUUAAUUAAUUUACACUCGAACUGUGGUUAUUUUGACAAUGCACGUAAACUGCUCGACGAAAGUCCUGAACCAGAUUUAGUUUCUUGGUCAUCUUUAAUUUCUGGGUAUACCAAGAAUGGUUUUGGUAAAGAUGCUUUAAGGGCUUUUUUCAAAAUGCAUUCCUUGGGUCUUAAAUGUAAUGAGUUCACUUUUCCUAGUGUGCUUAAGGCGUGUUCAGUUGAAAAGGAGCUGUUUUUGGGUAAGCAGAUUCAUGGGGUUGUUGUGGUUACGGGAUUUGAUUGUGAUGUUUUCGUUGCGAAUACGUUGGUUGUUAUGUACGCUAAAUGUGGCGAGCUUGUGGAGUCUAGGAUGUUGUUUGAGGAAAUUCCGGAAAGGAAUGUUGUUUCUUGGAACGCGUUGUUUUCUUGUUAUACACAGAAUGAUUUUUUUAGUGAGGCAAUGUGUAUGUUUCGUGAUAUGAUUGGUAGAGGAGUUAGGCCUGAUGAAUAUAGUUUGUCGAAUAUAUUGAAUGCUUGUACUGGGUUAGGAGAUAUUGUUGAAGGAAAGAAAAUACAUGGGUAUUUGGUGAAGCUUGGUUAUGAUUAUGAUCCAUUCUCGUCUAAUGCACUUGUUGACAUGUAUGCAAAAGGGGGAGAUCUUAAGGAUGCUAUUAGAGCUUUUGGGGGAAUUGUGGUACCUGACAUUGUUUCAUGGAAUGCUAUUAUUGCUGGUUGCGUUCUUCAUCAAUGCCAAACCCAGGCUAUAGAUAUGUUGAAUCAGAUGAGAAGGUCAGGAAUUUGGCCAAACAUGUUCACUUUAUCAAGUGCUCUCAAGGCUUGUGCCGCACUAGAGCUCCCUGAGUUGGGUAAAGUGUUACACUCUCUUUUGAUAAAGAAAGAUAUCAUUUUGGAUUCAUUUGUGAGUGUUGGUCUUAUUGAUAUGUAUUGCAAGUGUGAUUUAACCAAGGAUGCGAGGUUGAUCUAUGAUCUGAUGCCCGGGAAGGACUUAAUUGCGUUGAAUGCUAUGAUCUCUGGUUACUCACAGAAUGAGGCAGACGGUGCAUGUCUAGACCUUUUUAGUCAGACAUUCACUCAAGGGAUUGGAUUUGAUCAGACAACCUUACUUGCCAUCCUCAACUCUGCUGCUGGCUUGCAGGCUGCCAAUGUCUGCAAACAAGUCCAUGCACUCUCUGUGAAGUCGGGAUUUUUGUGUGACACCUUUGUAAUAAACAGUCUUGUUGAUUCUUAUGGAAAAUGUAUCCAGCUGGAUGAUGCAGCUAGAAUUUUUGACGAGUGCCCUACUCCAGAUUUGCCAUCUUUUACCUCUCUUAUAACAGCUUAUGCUUUACUUGGUCAAGGUGAAGAAGCCAUGAAACUGUAUCUGAAGUUACAGGACAUGGAUCUCAAGCCAGACUCAUUUGUUUGCAGUUCUCUCCUAAAUGCAUGUGCAAAUCUAUCAGCAUACGAGCAGGGGAAACAAAUACAUGCUCAUGUUUUGAAGUUUGGGUUCACGACAGAUGUGUUUGCUGGUAAUUCUCUAGUUAAUAUGUAUGCCAAGUGUGGAAGUGUAGAGGAUGCUAGCUGUGCUUUCCAUGAGGUUCCGAAGAAAGGUAUCGUUUCAUGGUCGGCAAUGAUUGGAGGACUUGCCCAACACGGACAUGCGAAACAGGCGCUUCAUUUAUUUGAUGAGAUGUUGAAAGAUGGUGUAUCUCCAAAUCACAUUACACUAGUUAGUGUCCUUUAUGCAUGCAACCAUGCUGGCUUAGUUGCAGAAGCCAAGAAGUAUUUUGAAACAAUGAAAGACUCGUUUAGGAUUGAACCAACUCAAGAGCAUUAUGCAUGCAUGAUUGAUGUCCUAGGCAGAGCAGGAAAACUAGAUGACGCUAUUGAGCUAGUAAAUAAGAUGCCUUUUGAAGCUAAUGCAUCUGUCUGGGGUGCUCUUCUGGGUGCUGCAAGAAUCCACAAGAACGUAGAGGUAGGGAAACAUGCUGCUGAGAUGCUUUUUAAUCUUGAACCAGAGAAAUCUGGCACUCAUGUUCUCCUUGCAAAUAUUUAUGCAUCAGUUGGGUUGUGGGCAGAUGUUGCAAAAGUAAGAAGAUUCAUGAAGACCAGCAGAGUAAAAAAGGAACCUGGUAUGAGUUGGAUUGAAGUUAAAGAUAGUAUUUACACAUUUAUAGUUGGAGACAGAAGCCAUCAGCGAAGUGAUGAAAUAUAUGGCAAACUGGAGGAGUUGGGACAUCUAAUGGCUAAAGCUGGUUAUGUUCCUAUGAUAGAUAUUGAUCUCCAUGAUGUAGAGAGGAAACAAAAGGAGAUUCUUCUCUCCUAUCAUAGUGAGAAACUAGCUGUUGCAUUUGGGCUGAUUGCUACACCUCCUGGUGCUCCUAUUAGAGUGAAGAAGAACCUUCGGAUUUGUUUGGACUGCCAUACAACAUUUAAGUUCAUGUGUAAAAUCGUCUCUAGGGAGAUCAUUAUUAGAGAUAUUAACCGGUUUCACCAUUUCAAAGACGGAUUUUGUUCAUGUGGAGAUUACUGGUGACAUGUUUACCCUUAUGAUGUCCCUAUUUCCUAGUCGUAUGCAUUCAUUAAGGUUGCUGAAGGAAAUGCAGCUUUUGAAUAUGAGGGGCUGUUAUUGGCCAUUCUGCUGUUCAUAUCAAAGAACCUGGAAUCCUUGUCACAGAGGCAAUGGUACUUUAGGAGCAGACUCAUUGGCUGAAACGCGAGGUCUUUACUUACAGAAGCCAUUUGUAAGAAGCAAAUGAGAUUAUCCAAUGUUGCAAAGCUGAUGCAUUCCAGUGGUGAGAUCAUGGACUACGUAACUGUGGAUGCUUAUCAAGUUGGAGAGUUUCCUUUUUGGCUGCACCAAACCUGGACAACAAAUUAUCCAAAUCUAGUUUGCACUUAUCAUUCUCCUGCGCACAGUUGGACUAGCAACUAUUGCAUCCUUGGUAGUGAUUAUACUCACUGUGCUGUGGAAUACUCUGCUAGCAAAGAUCCAACAUAAAUUCCAAUCCAAGAUAAUGGUUGAACAAGAUGAUAGGUUUAAGGCUGUCUCAGAGGCUCUUGUAAUGGGAAGCUCAUUUAAGAAGGUCAUAGAAAGUUUGAGGCAAGUAGAAGAGAAAUGUUAUUCAGCUGUUUAAUUGAGUAACGGAUAUAAUUCCUUCCUUUAUGGAUCAUCACCUGUUUUGGGCUCUGCUGCAACAUUUGGGCCUUGUUAUUUCCUAGGUGUUCCACUGCAUGCAAGCAACAUUUUCACCUUUGUAGCAACUUUACGUCUGGUUCAGAGUCCAGUAGCAACAUUUUUGACCUUAUUGUUGUGGUGAUUUAAACCAAGGUUUCCGUUGCGAGAAUUGUCAAGUUCCUUGGGCCCCGGAACUGGAAAACGCAAAUACUAGGCAGAAGCCCAACUUUGAAUAUACAGAUCAUGCUAUACUUAUGAAAUCAGCUAAUCUCUGAUGGGAAGAGAAUCCAUCUUGACCUACACUGAGAAAUAUUAAUUUGGAGGUUAGACCCGGUCAGAAAAUUGCUAUAUGUGGAGAGGUGGGCUCAGGAAAGUCAACUCUUCUGGCAGCAAUUCUUGGAAAGAUUCCAAGUAUCCAAGGAACUGUUCAAGUUUAUGGAAGAAUUGCCUAUGUCGCUCAGUCAGCAUGGAUUCAGAUGGGGACAAUACAACAGAAUAUUUGUUUGGUUCUCCACUGGAUAGCCAGAGAUACAAGCAAACUUUGGUAAAGUGUUCACUGUUGAAAGACCUUGAAUUGCUACCUUAUAGUGAUCACACUGAAAUAGGUGAAAGAGGAGUUAAUCUUAGUGGUGGUCAAAAGCAACACAUUCAACUUGCUCGUGCACUGUGUCAGAAUGCUGAUAUAUAUCUCUUAGAUGAUCCAUUCAAUGCCGUAGAUGUACAUACUGCUAGUAGCCUACUCAAUGAAUACAUCAUGGAAGCUCUCUCAGGGAAAACUGUUUUUUCUUGUGACACACCGAGUUGAUUUUCUUCCUCCUUUUGAUAUGGUUCUGUUACUGUCAGAUGGGGAAAUUUUACAUGCAGCUCCAUAUCAUCAGUUAUUGGCCUCGACCAAAGAGUUUCAGGACUUGGUUGAUGCACACAAGGAGACCGCUGGUUCAGGAAAGAUUGCAGAAGUUACUUUAUUAAGGCGAGAAUCUCAUACAAGAGAACUUCGUAAGAAUGAUACUGGCAAAAAUUCUAUAGCCUCUGAAGGUGAUCCGUUGAUUAAGGAAGAAGAGAGAGAAGUCGGAGACACUGGAUUUAAGCCUUAUGUUCAAUAUCUAAAUCAGAACAAAAGGUAUCUCUUCUUUGCUAUGGCUGUACUCUCGCACAUAACAUUUGCGGUUGGUCAGGUAACACAGAACUUCUGGAUGGCUGCACAUGUUGAUAAUCCCCAUGUUAGCACUUUGAUACUGAUUGGAGUAAUUACGGUAGAAAGUUGCUCUGUUUCAGGGCUAAUGAACACUUCAAACGAAGUAUAUAAUUUGAAAAAUUACAUGGUGGACUUAAAGAUACGUCUUGUUAAUGUAGAGAAUGGAAAACCAUGGACUAUGUUGAUUGUUGCAUGACUCAUGUCGGAAGUGAUUCUGCUGAUUUAUUCAUCCUCUACUCACUAUGUUUCUUCUAUGAAGAGCUAUUCUGAAAAGCUAUGUUGCUCAAACCCUUCAAAGUCCUUGUGGCUAUUCUCACCCGUGUUGAUCCAACAUGAUAUUUGUGUGGGGUCCACAUUGGAUUUGAUCAACUUAGCUGGAGAUGCUUUGGGUAUAUCUACUACUCCAAAUGCCACUUGUAGAAAUAAUUAGCACUUCAUCAAAAAAGAAUUGGGUGGCUGCCAAGUACUAUGCUUCCAAAUGUGGAAUUGGGUUUUCAGUGCGAAGUAAAGCAUGCUGGAGAGUUCCCUUGGAAGUUGUUUGCAGCUCAAGAACAACAAGAGUUUCUUUGCGAUGUCGUGUAGUGUGUACAGCUAGUGGCUUAAAGGGAAGAGUAAAGCUUAUUCAAAGUAUUUUUGUUAUCGCUUUUUAUGUGUGUUAUGGAGAAACCAAGGAGCGCAUUUGCAAUAGCCUCUUAGUUGGCUUUUGAUUUUUGGAAUGUUCAUAUGAGGUAUGGUUUGGUAAAGUAUACAAGUGAUGAUUAUACAUGCACAAGCUUGGAAACUGGAUCCUCAUUGUUUGGGCCAAUUGGAUGCAGAAAACAAGAAACCAUUUGAUGCACUAAGCUUCUGUCCCAAUAGCUGCAGAUAUGUGCCAUUUCUCUGUGCUCAGCGUUGACUCGCCUUUCUGCCUAUAUCUUAUAUUGAAAUAGGGAAAAUCCUUUAUCGGCAAUUCGGCAUUACUCAACUUCACUUAUUUUGUUGGGUGCUGAUUACAAAAGUAUCAUGGUUGGACUGUGCACUAAAGCUCCUGCUAUGCGCAGAAUCCGGGGAAGGGCCCAACCACAAAGAUCUAUUGUACGCAACCUUACCUUGCAUUUUUGCGAGAGGCUGUUUUCAAGGCUUGAACCAGUGACCUUCCGGUCACAUGGCAGCAACUUUAUCAGUUUCUCUGAGGUUACUGCAUGGAAAAAUUGGCAACUUAAUAUUUGUACCUUCUGUCGUUGCUGACGCUUUAUUUUAACGAGACAAAGAAGUUUGACAUGUGGAUCUGUAUAACUUGGUUACUACGCUGUUGAUUCUUGUCACAGGUGCGUCAUCCUGUCAGUAUUGCUGACAUCUGGAAGAAAUUCUGCUUAUUUAAAUCAUCUUGUUUUAUCUAGUUGGAAAAGAUUUUGAUUCAAGAGUACAAUAAUAUUUGCUGAAUUUUAUCACGAUUGAUGAUAUGUUAGAUCAAGUAAAAUUUCCCAUGUAUUGUGUGAUUUAACUUAUCUGUUGCUUUGACUUGUUAUUUAGGACAUAUGCAUGUAGAAGAGGCCCUGAAAGUACCAUUGCAUACAUUUUUCAAUUCUUGUUCUUUCUAUCUGAUUAGGUUUAUGAAGUUUCUUGUAACAUGCGACCUUUCUGAAGUUCCCUGCUGUCAUUCCUAGGCGGGCCUGCUAGCGAGUUUCCACAUCUUCUCUCUCAUGUUAAGCAGUCAGUUGGUUAUAGAGUGAGUGUUGUAGAGUACGGAACAAUACAUGAUUAUUUUCUGCUUUGCAUCUACAAGGACUGUGAAAAUGAGCGUACUUUCUUUUUCAGAAAGAAAGCAGUAGGUGCACCAUUAUCAUUCACUAUUAGAUGGAGUGGAUCUACUUAAAGAAGUUGGGUGCCAACUCCCACAAUUUCCUAAAGUUUUUUUUUUUUUUAAACCACCCGGUGUACGAUACUCACUUUUUAGGAGUGCGAUUAUAUCUGAAUUCGCCCCGCAUCGGCCCCAUUUGGGGGAGAGCUCCCCACAAUUUCCUAAAGUUAUGAGAAUGAAAAAUAGCAACUGUUAUUUCCCCCCACUUUUUCACUUCAAAGCUAAUCAAUUAGAGUAAUUUGAUUUACAUAAUUUAAAAAAAGAAAAUAUUUUUACAUAAUACACUCAAUAGAUUUGUUGCAGAAAUAUUUUUGAAGCUUAAUAGGGUCUUUAAGCAUGUUAAUACAUCCAAAAAAAAUAAAAAAUCUUUAUCAUUACUUUAUCUCUCUUUCCUAUAUUUACUUCCUUUUUGUCUCUCAUUAAAUAAUUCUUU
This is a messenger RNA of Capsicum annuum, 6855 nucleotides long. RefSeq names its product putative pentatricopeptide repeat-containing protein At5g52630. The coding region runs from base 70 to 2745 and encodes 891 amino acids. The transcript is spliced from 4 exons. Gene Ontology annotation, molecular function: RNA binding; zinc ion binding; protein binding. The record is from RefSeq and is a predicted model, not a curated record. Lineage: Eukaryota; Viridiplantae; Streptophyta; Magnoliopsida; Solanales; Solanaceae. Gene Ontology annotation, biological process: RNA modification.